CUACCUGGGGCAAUUUGGGCAUUAGUGUUCUAAGCUUCUUAGAUUUCCUGUUAAGCAGGGUUGACCAGUGUACUGUAGGGCCCAGGUGCAUGACCCCCCCACCAGGAAAUUACCUCCUGUCUGCUUCACUUCUGUCAUAUCAAACAAAACAAUGCAUGUGGCUACUAGAUAAGAUAAAUAAUGUUGGUACCAAAAUCUGGGAGAUAUUUUCACCAAAAGUGAAAAUUUGAGCUGAGAGCUUAAUCCUGACAUUUUCAUAUGGUACUCACUGAGCUACAAAGAAGCAUGUUUUUAUAAUGAACUUCAAGUGAGAGAAAUUGAGGGCUUAGAAACAAACCAGUUUGACUGUUUUCAGCAAAAAACAACAACAACAACAAAACAUUAGAGUAAAUAAGAAAUAAAGCCUUAAAGACACUUCUUUGUUAGUCCACUUCAGUUGCCUUCAGUUUAUUGUAUUUAUCGUUAAACCAGUCAAGGGAAACUUUGAACUCCAUGCAGGGUCACAAACAUAUUUAAAAUGUGUGUAUUUGUGUGUACAAUGUGGAGGUUUUGUAUUGUUCUGGGUAACUUGGUAACCAGAGUUUUACUCAGAGCAUGGUGCACUUUAAAGCUACAAGUUGGACAGAGGAGUUUAAGACAUUACAGUGUGUUUGAAAAGCUCACACGCCAACAACUGGUAAGCUAUUUUUGAAAAAAGACUUCUACUUAGAUCCUCGGGUAACAUUGUCGUUUGAUAUUGAUGCCAAAUAAUUUUCACAUCAGCAGUGUGGAUUCCUACGUUUCUUUUUUUUUUUCAGUGAUCCAUGCCUGUUUUCUCUAAAGGUUACCUCAAUAGUGGAUCUUCCAUGAGAUCUAAGUGCAAAGACCUUCAUCAAUCAAGCACUCUGCCCUCUGUUCCGGAUGCACUCUUAUUACCUGUUGCUGUCAGAAAGGCAGGGGAUGAAGUCAAAACCGAGCCCCGGAGGAGGAAGGCAAUUCAAGACGGCAGCCCAGACCCAGACCCAGACCUAGACCAAGAGGCCAAGGCCCGGCGUCAGGCUCAGCUGGAGCAGCGCCAUCUAGAGGCCUACAGGAACAUGCACCGUCUCCGAGAUGCUCUCCAUCACCGCUAUGCUGCCCUGCUCAAAGACAAAGUCCACUCACAGAGAUUACUGCUGCAGCAGAGAAAUGACACAGCCAGAGCAAAGUCAGAGAAUCAAACUAAGCAGAAACAAAAGAAGUUGGCCUUCUCCAAGCUGCAGCACAAUGACUCAUACCUGAGGUCCCUCCCCAAAACCAGCUAUUACCUGAUCUUUGACCUCCAGAAGCAGUUAGCUGAGCGUGGACAUCUGAAAACCCACCAUGACUUGGAGAACUUUUAUAGGUCAAUCAAAUAUAGCCAUCACCCAUCACAGCUACAUAAAAGUCUGGAGGCUGUCAGGAAAAGGAUGCUGGAAAGCAGAUGUGCAGCUGAUUUGAUGACCCAAUACAAGACAUCAGAAAAACAUCCCUGCACUGCUGAAGAUAGAGGACAUGACAACGACAUUUCUCAUUCCAGGUUUUUAGAGCGAGGGUCUGGUUCAGGGGAGAGUUUGGCGGAGCUGAUCUUCGGUGGCAGCCAGGAAAAGGAUGAAAUUGAGCAAAUGUUUCCCAAGAUUAAAGCCCCCACAUUUGCAACCCUACAGCCUAACUUUAUGAGGAACUUCCAGAGCAAGAUGUCUGAUUUGAUUAUCCCUGAGAUCCCUGAGAAGAGCAGGAAAGCAGAGAUUUACUUGAGACGGCUGAGACAAAUGCAUGAUCUUUGUUUAACCAACAUGGCUUUUUCCCAAAGACUACUGGACAGGGAGACAGACUCACUGUGCUGGCAGGAGGAGCGAAGCGACCAAGAUUUGGUGCUUCCAGGCAUUGACUCGAAACAAAGGAAGACGAGCCAAACCAACCAGCCACCUCUCUGCUCUCCGAAACAGCCAAGAACUGUCCAGAAUGACCGACCUUCAUGUCCCCAACAGCUGAGCAGAAUGACCUCGGCCAGGCACUUUGAGACUCUGGUUUGGGACACAGCAGUGUGCUGCCGUAAAACACCUGAUCCCUUAUCCAUUGAAGAUGUGUGUCAACAAAAGCAUGUAGAGAUAUUUGACCGGGGGUUUACACUAUGGAGAAACUACACAGAAAACACAGAUCACUGAAGAUAUCACCACCACACCAUCUCUUUAUGUGGAAUAUGUGCAAUUAUUAUUGUGUCAAUUACCUGUAAUGUACAUUUUAUGGAUUCAUUAAUGUGUCUCAUCUGUGACAAAUACAUUUUACUACCUUCUUUUACAUUACAACCAUGUGUUUUGUCCCUGUUACACUGGUUAACUACUAUUAUAUACUUUUAUACUGUCAUAACAAUACUACAUAACAACUAUUCUAUAUUAUAUUUUAGUAAUAUUAAAUUAUUUUAAUAUAUCAUAUGUGAUUUUAGUUAUAUAUACAUUAAAGUCCUUAUACAUGUGUAGGGUUUCUGAAAUACAAGUUAAGUUAAACUAUUUGAACUGAGAUAAGAACUGAUGUGUGAUGAUGAUGAUGAAGAUUAACAGCCAGCAGUUUGUUCUUUUAAGUGACACUUCAAAAGUUUGUAAUAAAAUUAUUAUGGGUGAUUAUUA
This is a messenger RNA of Siniperca chuatsi (mandarin fish), 2624 nucleotides long. RefSeq lists its product as uncharacterized. NCBI's taxonomy places the organism in Eukaryota, Metazoa, Chordata, Actinopteri, Centrarchiformes, Sinipercidae. Bases 804 to 2165 code for a protein of 453 amino acids. The record is from RefSeq and is a predicted model, not a curated record. The transcript is spliced from 13 exons.